AUGUCCAAUCCUCGUAGGACUCCGGCGACUCACCCGGACGGGGCCUUGUCCCUUAAGACCAACAUGCCCCUCCGGAAAGGCCUCACCUUCCACUCUCCUACAUCUCCUGGCUCAGACGUUUCCGCCUUCAGACCCCCGUCUCUGCCACGUCGAUCACAGACCAGCUUGGACGACGUGAUCGAUGCUCACAAACGACGCAUGCGUAUCACCCUCGACAGCAUCGACCAGACCUUGUCGGCCUCCCAGGACGAGUCCAAGACCUUGGUUGACAAAACCUUCCCCUUCCCCGACGGCCUCCGCAAGCACUCGGUCGCCAUGUUGGACGAACCCGAAAAGGAGCGUCGUGUGCUGCGCCCGCGAUCAACCCUUCGUCGCCCCGCGAGACACCACGAUUCAGACAGUGGUCUCGGCACUUCUGUCGCGACAUCCAAAGAUAAAGCCGCCGUCGACUCUGGCAAGAAGGGCAAGACGUCAUCUGUCAAGCCGUCGACUAUUACCCGGUCCGCGGCUGCGACCACCACCCUGCCUGGCCUCAGCAACCGGGCCACAAACAAAAUCUGCGAGCAUAUCCUGAAACCGCUUCUUGCAAAGCCUGAACUCAAGACCUUCCACCCACUUGUUAUUGAUUGUCCCAGAAGGAUCAAGGAGAAGGAGAUCCUUUGUCUUCGAGACCUCGAGAAGACGCUUCUACUAAUUGCACCUGAGAGCUCCAAAGUCGCCGACCUGUGGCUUGACUUCUGCCUCACCACCGUCCACUGCAUCCAAGCGACUGUUGAAUACCUCAGUGACCGAGAACAAACUCGACCUCGCGACCCUCCUUACGGAAGCGGAUACUUCAUCGACCUUGUGGAACAACUUCAAAUCUACGCCAAACAAAUCGCUGACGCCAAGGACAAGAAGCCUGCCGGAGACAACAUGGACGUCAAUGCCUCCGACGAGAUCAAACUCCAUGGCGGCAUCCAUGUCAAUGGUCGGCCAGUACAGCUCGUUCGUGUGAACAAGGACGGCAAGGCGAUCUCACUCGCCACCGGAGAAGUUGUCGAGAUGGACGAAGACAACGAUGGCCCAGUCAAAGUUAAACGAUCUGCCUCCGAGGAAGCGGCCGAUGAAGACGAAAUCAUGCGCUCAAUGGCGCGACGGAAGAAGAAUGCAAGCCCGGAGGAGCUGGCGCCAAAGAAAUGCCGCGAGCCGGGUUGCACGAGAGAAUUCAAGCGACCUUGCGACUUGACCAAACACGAGAAGACCCAUUCUCGGCCUUGGAAAUGCCCCAUUGAGAGCUGCAAGUACCACGACUAUGGCUGGCCCACAGAGAAGGAGAUGGAUCGUCACUGCAACGACAAGCACUCGAUUGACCCACCGAUGUACAAGUGCUUGUUCCCUCCUUGCCCUUACAAGUCCAAGAGGGAGUCCAACUGCAAGCAGCACAUGGAGAAAGCCCACGGGUGGCAGUACGUGAGGACCAAGACAAACGGCGGCAAGAAGACAGCAAGCAAGUCCGGCAGCGUCACUCACAGGACGCCCCAGAUCCAGGGACUGCCCACUCCGAUCAGCAACCCCAGUGUUGGAAUGGCAACUCCUCCCGAGGAGAGACUCCAGUACCAGCCCAACAGUAUUGAGUUCCCUGCCUAUCUCCCAGAGGCGGAGCCCUUCAACUUCAACACGUUGCCCCAGGAGAUCCACUUGGACACGAUGGACGCAAUGGACUACUCUGAUUAUUCGCCGGUCGACAACGCAACUCCGAUCACAGAUCCUGGCUUGGACAGCUCUUCCAUCACCUUCCAGGACGCGUCCACAACGGACUACCAGUGGGACGACAUCUACAGCGCAAACCAGGCGCAAGUGCCAGCACCGACAUUUAACAAGGAGCUCGCCAUGCAGUUUGCCGCAUUCUCAGAGGCAGAGCUCUGCAAGACGCAGGUUGCGCCUCACAUUUCUCCCAUCGGACAGGGCAACGCGAUGCUGUAUACUCCACACUCUCUGGCAGAUGUUGACGAGAGCUUCGAUGAUAUCCCUGUGGGCAUGAGCGGUGGGGCAGACUUCCUUCUGUUCCCACCAACUACCGAGGCCAAGCCCAUGACGUACAACGAGUCUCCACUCUUCAGCAAUGAGAUGCCUUCUGUCGCGGCCGGCUACUCGCAGCCAAACUCGCAAGAAUUUUGGGGCGUUGAUUGGUCCGCCAACCAGUACGGAUACUCUCAACACUAA
This is a messenger RNA of Diaporthe citri, 2205 nucleotides long. RefSeq lists its product as uncharacterized. The coding region runs from base 1 to 2205 and encodes 734 amino acids. The record is from RefSeq and is a predicted model, not a curated record. Gene Ontology annotation, biological process: regulation of transcription by RNA polymerase II. Gene Ontology annotation, cellular component: nucleus. NCBI's taxonomy places the organism in Eukaryota, Fungi, Ascomycota, Sordariomycetes, Diaporthales, Diaporthaceae. The transcript is spliced from 3 exons.